Molecule: messenger RNA, 3197 nt
Organism: Pygoscelis adeliae (Adelie penguin)
Lineage: Eukaryota; Metazoa; Chordata; Aves; Sphenisciformes; Spheniscidae
Product: MOB-like protein phocein
Exons: 9
Coding region: 1-903 (300 amino acids)
Biological process (GO): protein folding
Cellular component (GO): cytoplasm
Molecular function (GO): ATP binding; protein folding chaperone
Source: RefSeq, a predicted model, not a curated record
AUGUAUUUGCACGGCUACUUCUGGAAUAAAAGAGGGGAAAAGGAUUCAGGGAGUAAAGCAAGCGACCGUGAAGUUUUAGUUUUUCGACUGGCUGAAAUGGAAACACACAAGCAACUGCAAGCAGGAAAAGCAUUUAGGAAAUUUCUUCCCCUCUUUGAUCGUGUUCUGGUUGAGCGAUGUGCGGCUGAGACGGUAACCAAAGGAGGCAUCAUGAUUCCAGAAAAAGCUCAAGGGAAAGUGCUACAAGCGACAGUAGUAGCAGUUGGAUCAGGAGGCAGAGGAAAGGAUUUCUACAAUUGGCCUGAUGAAUCCUUUGAAGAAAUGGAUAGUACAUUAGCUGGUCAGCAGUAUAUUCAGCAAAACAUAAGGGCAGACUGUUCCAACAUUGAUAAGAUCCUUGAACCUCCUGAAGGCCAGGAUGAAGGUGUAUGGAAGUAUGAACAUUUAAGACAAUUCUGCCUGGAGCUCAAUGGACUAGCUGUCAAGCUUCAGAGUGAAUGUCACCCAGACACAUGUACUCAGAUGACAGCAACUGAACAAUGGAUUUUUCUUUGUGCAGCUCAUAAAACUCCCAAAGAGUGUCCUGCUAUAGACUACACCAGACACACACUUGAUGGAGCUGCAUGUCUUUUGAAUAGCAAUAAAUAUUUUCCCAGCAGGGUUAGCAUAAAGGAAUCCUCUGUAGCCAAAUUAGGAUCAGUGUGCCGAAGGAUUUACAGAAUAUUUUCACAUGCUUAUUUUCAUCACCGGCAGAUAUUUGAUGAAUAUGAAAAUGAAACUUUCUUGUGUCACCGGUUCACUAAAUUUGUGAUGAAGUAUAAUCUGAUGUCCAAGGAUAACCUGAUUGUACCAAUUUUGGAAGAAGAAGUGCAGAAUUCAGUGUCAGGGGAGAGUGAGGCAUGAUGGGAAUGGCAGUACAGAAGCCUGUACUGAAUAUAAACAAAACAUUAAUUAUGUACUGUAUAUAUCAUUUUAGACACUUCAAUCACGUAUCCUCAUAGCUUUGUUUAGUAUACUUUUUGUAUGCCGUGUGCAUUGCCUUUUAAUAUGGGAAAUACUUUAAGUUAUUCAUGAGCUGUAUAUUCAUCAAUGUGGCACUCAUGGUUUUUAAAUAAAAGUAGUAGUAUCUGUUUAUGAUGCCUGUUAAUAAAAGAAUUUACAGUUCUCUAAAAUUGCUGCUAAACAAUCAUUGAAUCACAAUCCUGAAGAUGUGUCUGAUUGGGUGGGAAAAAAGUGAGAUUAAGAUUUCACAGCAAGCCAUUUUUGCAGUAGCUAUAUUAAGUCUUAGUUCAAAGAUUAUCACCUUAAAUAUAUAAUUCUGCAGGAAGCUUCUUGCAAUGUAGCGUAUUCCUAAUUUAGCUUUUAUUUUUUCAAGAUGGCUUCAAAGAUUUACUUUUGGAUGUGCAUAUUCCUCUGUGUGUAUAUCCAAAUACUAAUAGGAUCUAUAGUAUUACUAAUACCAAAAGGAUAAUUUCACUAUGCUAUUGAACUAUAUAUUCUUGAUAUACAUCUAACGUACUUUCUGGACUUGUUUUUUUGUUAACAGUGGAGGUUUGCGCACAGCAGGGGACAGGUUCUGUCCUGUUAAGGCAGACUUCUGCUGUUCUCCAGUCCACAACUUCUCUAAAGAAUAACUGUGGCAGAAAAGUCAAUGGCUUAUACCUGUGCAUAUUUACGGCAACUGCUUACAGAUUAUACCUCACAUAAAUAUUCAUGUUACACUACAUAACACACUAGCACAGUCUUUGCUUAUAUUCCUAGUAAAAACAUUCUAAGUACUUGAAAUACUGAACCUGAUUCUUCACAAGAAUUAAUCGUAUUUUCAACAUACUUUAAUUUGUUUUUCUUCAUUCACCUGAAUUACAUUCUUUGACAGAAAAAUUUGGAUUCAUGCUUCUGUUCCCUAUCCAAUGUUUAUUUCAAGUUGUGUUUGCAGAUUUGCAAUAACUGACAAUUUCCAUGAGUGCUGCUUAAUUGUGUUAUGUCUAGAAUGAUAGAACUAAAUGUUUUAGAGAUGAAUAUGGCAGACAUACUGCUAAGCGUAUGUGAAUGCAGGGUCUAAAAGCACUAGCAGUGUUCUUACGUUAAAUGAAUUUUGCUUAGCUGUUUAAGAAGUUUGCUGGUUGUCUCUGUCUGAGGUUGCCAGGGGCCCUCUUUUUAUUUCUUUAAGCAGGUCAGAACGGGCUAACUCGGCUAGUUUCUGUAAUCUACGCUUUGUUUUCUAAGUUGUACUUACUUGGAAAGAAGGGAGUCCACCUAUUUUUAAUGUCUUUUUCAUACUACACUAAACAUGCCUUAAAUUCUAUUUUUCUUUAUAUGAAUCAAGCACACCUCAAGCAACUGUACCACCUGGAUGUAAAGGGAAUUUAAACAAUGAGAAAAUAGAGAGACUAAGCUUAAGUACUUCAACAGCUGUAUUCUUCAGCAGCUCUUUUUGUCUCACGUUUGUCAUUGUAUUUAACUGUCAGCAGGGUAAUUGCAUGAGAUGUUGUCCGAGUGAAAGUAGCUUUAGUUACUGUCUAUACACUUAGCUAUAACUUGCCUUGUAUAGACCAGGUUACGUGAUUUUUGAUAGAUAUCUUGAAGUUUGUACUGCAGGUAGGACGACUGUAUUCUGGAGGUAGUACAAUGUAUUUAGUCUUGUUACAGUCUGCUGUUGGACCAUCCAUGGUGUGGUUCUUCGUACAGUCACGCUGCGUGCUUAUAUUGGCCACGGUGACUGAGACAGGCAAAAACAUGUAACUGGUGUCGCUAAUUACAUUUCCUCUACAAAAUUGAAGAACACGAUGUGGUGCUCAGGACUGCAUUAAAUUUUUAAACCUCUUCUCUUCCUCUUAUGCUUUAAGAGUUUCACUUCAAAAUGAAACUCGGGACGUUUUAAUCCUGUUUAUUCUCAUUCAGAUUUGCACUGUAAAGUUGACUUGCUAUACUAAGCUGAUUUUAUAUAAGGCUUAAGUGAAACACUGCUUGUAUUUUCCUUUGCUAUUGUUUACAUGAGUACUGUGUACACACAUGUGCCUGAAUGGUACCAUAAAACUUCAGUUAGCCUAAGCAAACCGUUGAUUUGUCUAAUAAAUAUUAACAGGUUUAAUUUAGACUCUACAUAAUAGGGAAAUCAAGACUGUCUUUGAAUUAUAUUGUAACAAAAAAAAAAAGGAAGGAUAAAAUUAAACUGUUUCUUUAUCCAUACCGCUAUA